CGAAAGGGGAACCAGGUCAAUCACUAGAAGAUCCUCGAGUCAUGAUAUCUCCUCCUCAUUUGAUUGUCAAUGAAAGUCAGUCAGCACUCUUCCAUUAUUCUAUCCGUGGUAAUCCACAGCCCCUGUUUGGCUGGAGUAAAGUGGGAGGUUCAUUAGACACGACAAGAUCAAUAGUUAAUAGUAGCAGAGGUAUACUAGAGAUCAAACAUGUCACAUUCUCUGACUCAGGGAUAUAUCAAUGUAAUGCAUCUAGUAUUMUUGGUAAAGCACUUGCMACMACAAGACUAGUKGUSAAYUACCGUCCUCGAGUWAGCCUAAAGAAAGGACCAAUCUACGUUAAGAUAGGAGACAACGUCACACUACCAACAUGUCACGUGAUGGGGCAUCCCAAACCCAGAGUCACGUGGUCCAGGUCCAUUGGUAAAUUGCCAUCAAAUCGUACCCUUACUCGUGAUAACGAGUUGACCUUGUUUAACGUUGUGAAGGAUGAUUCUGGUACAUAUGUGUGCACGUCUGAUAAUUUUCUUGGUUCUGAUGCUGCAGGAUGUGUACUGGUGGUCGUACAGCUACCUGUGUUUGUUGUCAGACCACCCAACAUAUCUUAUGCUAUCGUUGGUUCAUCAUUGACUCUCAAUUGUUCAGCUAAAGGUGAUCCAGAACAAGUGAUCAGCUGGAGAAGAGAAAAUGGUGCUCUUCCCUCUGGUAGAUAUGAAAUAACUCCAAACGGUUCUCUGGUCCUGAGGAACAUUCAAGCAUCUGAUGAUGAUAUCUAUGUCUGCUCUGCUACAAGUGCUGGGGUAUUCGAUGUGCAGGUAAAAUCUACAUUGAAUAUUUUCUAUCAUGACUGCUCAGAGAUCUACAAAUCAGGUGAAAGACGUAGCGGUGUGUACACGAUAAAACCCGACAGUGAGAGAGCGUUUCAAGUCUACUGUGACAUGACAACUGACGGAGGGGGGUGGACAGUGUUUCAGAGGAGGCAAGAUGGAUCUGUAGACUUUUAUCGUGACUGGCAGCAAUACAAAACCGGUUUUGGAAACCUGAAUGGCGAGUUCUGGUUGGGUAACGACUACAUCCAUCGACUGACAGAAAAAACACCUUCGGUGCUACGAGUGGAGCUGGAGGACUGGAACAGAAACAAGAAAUAUGCCAAAUAUGGUAGUUUUAGUGUUGGUGAUGAAUCAGACAAGUACAGACUCAAGGUUGCUUCGUAUUCAGGUGAUGCUGGAGACUCACUUAUCAGUCAUCACAAUAACCUAUUUUCCACAAAGGAUCGAGAUAAUGACAAACAUCAAAGCAAGUGUACCACAUUAUUUGGUGGUGCCUGGUGGUAUCGUGCAUGUUACGAUUCUAAUCUUAAUGGCAAAUAUUUUGGCAACAAAAGAGAUGAAAAGGGAAUUGCGUGGGAAGGAUUUCAUUAUGACCUUUCUUUAAAAUAUUCUGAAAUGAAAAUUCGUCCGAUAUCGUUCUAGCUGCAUGCUGUUUCUUGAUUUUGAACUCUGAUCUCAAUCUCGUUUACAGAGCUCACGUUCCUCUUUAAGUAUAGCCAAACUCGUAACCAGACCCUCCUCAGCUUUCUAAAGAAAAACGUGAAUGGCCUAUAGACCUUAAUCGUCUUUAAAAUGUAGAAUUAAGAAUUCACUGGGAAUAAGAACUGGGAUAAGUACUUUUAAAUAUAUAUAGAAAAAUCAUAACUAAAAUUAAGAGAAAAUGAAAAACAUUCUAAUACAGUAGAAUUUCUAUUGUUCAACAUUAGUAUUCAACACUUGUAUUCAACAUUUGUAUUCAAAAUGCAUGAAAUACCAGGUACUUUGCUAAACAGCAUUUAAAGCUAGUCUAAGCUGGGUAGCAGUUAAGGUAUGGAUUUUAAAAACACAGCGAUGCGAUAGUAACUCAAUGACGUUCUCUCGUUUAAGCGCUUUUUUUGGAGGGAGAAAAACCGGGAAAAACCCUCGAAUAGCGAUAUUCACUCUUUACAAAGGAAUCUGGAAUCAGGAAUCUUUUCUCGUUCAAAUUUGCCAACCAUUAAGACAAAAAUAACUCUUUGUUUCAGUAGCCAAAAGAGUACUGGUUGGUACAUUAAUAAAAAUAGGUGAGCAUGUGAUAGUGUAAAACCUCUAUUAAGGGAGAAACUUAACAAAGUAUAUUCAAAUGUGA
Actinia tenebrosa (Australian red waratah sea anemone) is the source of this 2154-nucleotide messenger RNA. RefSeq lists its product as uncharacterized. Lineage: Eukaryota; Metazoa; Cnidaria; Anthozoa; Actiniaria; Actiniidae. The record is from RefSeq and is a predicted model, not a curated record.